Molecule: messenger RNA, 1487 nt
Organism: Tinamus guttatus (white-throated tinamou)
Lineage: Eukaryota; Metazoa; Chordata; Aves; Tinamiformes; Tinamidae
Source: RefSeq, a predicted model, not a curated record
GAAGAUGGCUGCUGCUUCUUCCUGCAGUGUGGAAGAAGACGAGAGCCUGAAAGGAUGUGAACUUUAUGUUCAGAAACACAACAUCCAGCAGAUUUUAAAAGAGUGCAUUGUAAACCUUUGCAUAGCAAAGCCAGACCGACCCAUGAAAUUCCUCAGAGAACACUUCGAAAAAUUAGAAAAGGAAGAAUGCAAACACCAGAGCGUUAUUCCGAAGGACUACAAAACUAUGACUGCUCUGGCAAAGGCCAUUUCCAAGAAUGUGCUCUUUGCUCAUCUUGAUGACAAUGAACGAAGUGACAUAUUUGAUGCCAUGUUCCCUGUUACACACAUUGCAGGAGAAACAGUCAUACAACAGGGUGACGAAGGUGACAACUUCUAUGUGAUUGACCAAGGCGAGGUGGAUGUUUAUGUCAAUGGAGAAUGGGUCACCAGCAUUGGAGAAGGAGGCAGCUUUGGGGAGCUUGCCCUGAUCUAUGGAACACCCAGGGCUGCUACAGUCAAGGCCAAGACAGAUCUCAAGCUUUGGGGCAUCGACAGAGACAGCUACAGACGCAUUUUAAUGGGCAGCACACUGAGGAAGCGGAAAAUGUAUGAAGAAUUCCUGAGCAAGGUCUCCAUUUUGGAGUCCCUGGAUAAAUGGGAGCGUCUGACAGUGGCUGAUGCACUGGAACCUGUCCAGUUUGAAGAUGGAGAAAAAAUUGUGGUGCAGGGAGAGCCUGGCGAUGACUUUUUCAUUAUUACAGAGGGCACAGCUUCGGUUCUCCAGCGCAGAUCUGAUAAUGAGGAGUACGUAGAAGUUGGAAGACUUGGUCCAUCAGAUUAUUUUGGUGAGAUAGCCUUGUUGCUCAAUCGGCCCCGGGCUGCUACCGUGGUGGCACGUGGACCCCUCAAGUGUGUAAAGCUAGAUCGUCCCCGCUUUGAACGCGUGCUCGGCCCUUGCUCUGAAAUCCUCAAGAGAAACAUUCAGAGAUACAACAGUUUCAUUUCGCUCACUGUCUAAACGAUUCCUUUGGGAAAGCUGCCUUUGUGUGACCUUGUGCACUUAAAUUUGCGCUGUGCAGCUCCAUAACUUUAUGAAGAAAAAAAAAUGUGUGCAUUUUAUGUGUAUUUUUCUGUUUAUGUCAUGCACUGGAUGUCAGUUCAAAUCUUAUGUAUCGUUUAAGCAGGAAGACAACUGUUUGGAUAAGACUAGCUUUGGGGAACUGUUCACGGAAGAUUAGGCUUUUGGCUUGCAGGCAAGAUUUUUACCUAUUGCUGGAUCGAAUAGCUGAAACUGCGUUUUUAACUAUUUAAAAUGCAUAUUAAUUUCUAUUUCAUCAUUAUUUUGCACCUUGCUUUAAAGUUGGUCUUAUCCACCUUUUGUCGACCUCCUUUGAUGAAGUUAUGUCCCUCUGCCUGUCACUUUUAAAAGACUUCUCAGUGGUUAUGGACUGGAGGUUUAUGAAAUGCCACACGGAAAGUGACACUUGCAUGGUUUAAGGGGGAAG